Molecule: messenger RNA, 539 nt
Organism: Fimicolochytrium jonesii
Lineage: Eukaryota; Fungi; Chytridiomycota; Chytridiomycetes; Spizellomycetales; Powellomycetaceae
Exons: 1
Coding region: 106-411 (101 amino acids)
Source: RefSeq, a predicted model, not a curated record
CUCUUGGGUGAUCUAUAAGGUCUCGGCGAGUAAAGGCUGCAUAUCUGCACGAGUGUGUAUGUACAGUACAGUAUGUAGGGCCCUCUGUGUCGACGUGCUGAGGGGAUGGCACACCUCGCACUUUUCCCAGCCAAGCUUCGUUGGAGUUGGUUGGGUUGGUUCCUCCUCGGAGUUGACUGCGGGCAGCCCGCAGGAUGGAUCCCAACCUCAAAACAAACGCAAAAAGACUCGAAGGUGUGCGCGAAUUACGACACCAACACAUGCCGCAACUGCAGCGCCAACAGGGACAACUCCCGGCGGCUUAAUUUCAACGCGUCUGGCUUUAAUCGGCACAACAGUCACGGCGCCCUAUGUGAUCCCCUAUCACGUUCAACGCCUUCAAGGGGGUUGUUUUGGUCCUUGGGAAAUUGAGAGAUUGCCCAUGUUUUGAUCACGGCGCUGUGGGGCUCAGAACGUAGAUCUAUGUACAGUAAUAAAAGUCUAUCGUAACGUAGGGAUCCAAGUCCUGAUGGGGACCGUGUGCUGCUGUUGGCUUGUGG